This is a messenger RNA of Topomyia yanbarensis, 3347 nucleotides long. RefSeq names its product ribosome quality control complex subunit TCF25 (gene Nulp1). The record is from RefSeq and is a predicted model, not a curated record. The coding region runs from base 236 to 2350 and encodes 704 amino acids. NCBI's taxonomy places the organism in Eukaryota, Metazoa, Arthropoda, Insecta, Diptera, Culicidae. The transcript is spliced from 5 exons. Gene Ontology annotation, cellular component: RQC complex.
UUCGCAACUGCGUGUUUUCUUUAUUUCUGCCUGAAAUUCGAUCCAGUGAAAAGUGGCAGAAAGUUUUCUUUCUGUACAUUUCGUGUCACUGCGCUCUAUAUUUUGUACGAGAUUUUCUUCGUUGGCAAAAAUCAAGUGAAAUAGUGAUUAAUACACAGAUGAGCCUUGAAACUGGACGGCUCGUUUAGUUGGUGGUAGCAAGAAUAGAAAAUAAAAGAUUCGGAUAUUUUGCGACAUGUCAUACCGAAUUUUAAGGAAACUGCAGGGCAAUGAGCUGGAGAUCAAGGAACCGAUUGACGAGAUCUCAGACGGUGCGGAUGCGGACUACGAUACCAACAGUAUUGGCAGCCAGAGCCGAAAGAAAAUAAAUAUCAAUCGAUUCGAUCUGCUAAAUCAACAGCAAUCGCUCUCGGAGAGCGAAUUCAAAGAGGACGACAAUGAUGAAACUGAACGUGACGGAGCCGGAGGAAUGAAGAACAAUAAUCUGAUAGAGUUGAAGAAGAAGAAAAAGAAGAAGAAGAAGCGAACGGGAAAAUAUGUAUCGAGUUCGGCACGACGUAGCAGUGAAGAUAAUGCAGAUGCGGAGGAUGAUUUUACCAAAACUGUCAAGGAGGUUGAUAAACUGUUCGCAGACCGCUACGAGCGGUCCGAGAACAGUCCAGCUGUGGCAAACAACGCCUCUAGCCAUGGCUCGGCUGGAUCUACAGCGAAGGUUCUGCUUUCGGUUCAACAUAAAAACUUAAACUCGCAACAUGAGAUGAAGCGAAUGUUCGGAAGCAAGGUCGUAACCGACCAGCAAAACAAACGCCGAAAUAAUCGUGGUGCGCCACGUAUUUUAAAAUCCACCUAUCUGGUGAAUCCAAAGGAUAAUUGGCCUCCUGUUGGCAAAUCCGGAAUCUAUAUGAACUUAGUGCAAGCUCCAGAGCAAUCAGCUGGCACUAGUAGCUCCGGCACAAUAAAAGGAACAGUCGAUAAAAAUGUGGUAUACUUUGCCUUCGAGCAUAGUCCAUCGUAUCGACUAAUACAGCAAAAGUUUCUUCAUGCGGUCGAGAGUAUGGACUCAGAUAACAUCAUCAAAAUAAUUAACCAGCAUCCGUAUCAUGUGGAUUCAUUGAUUCAGUUGAGCGAGUUGUGCAAAAUGUCCGAAGAUCACGCAAUGGCAUCGGAUCUGAUUGAACACGCACUGUUUGCGCUGGAAUCAUCGUUUCAUACGAUGUUUAGCUUGACUCAGGGAACUUGUCGGCUGGAAUAUCGCCGACAGGAGAACCGUGCUUUUUUCAUAACACUAUUUAAGCACUCCCAGUAUCUGGAGUCUCGGGCUUGUUCCAGAACUGCAUUGGAAGUAGCCAAGCUAAUCCUGACGUUUGAUCCCGUGAACGAUCCACUUGCAAUAAUCCUGAUUAUCGAUUAUUACGCAAUUCGUGCCAAACAGUACGAGUGGUUCGUUCAACUGUACGACGAGUGGGAGAUGACCAACAAUCUGUCACAGCUUCCAAACAUGGCUUACUCUUACGCGCUGGCGUUGUUCCAUCUGAAACGAACGGAUGAAGCCGAUCGGGCUUUGCAGUAUGCGCUACUGAUGUUCCCUGCGGUGCUGCGAAUGCUGUUGGACGAACUUUCCAUUCAGCCAGAUCCGCGUGUCAGUAGUCACAGCUUCUUUGCUGCAAACUCCUACGAUAAGGCGACGGUUGCACUGCAACAGCUUGUUUCGAUGUAUAUCUGUCGCUCCAAGCUGGUCUGGAGGGAUGCCGAAAUUUUACCGUGGCUUGAACGGAAUGUAAAUACUGUGUUGGAUCGAGUGGAUGCUAAGGAUGAAAUUGUAGCUGACUAUACCAGCAAAAGAAAUCAAAGGUACAUGAAUCCCCCGCGAGCCAUUCUUCGGCACAUUGUACUCUCCGAUUUUAAGGAGAAGGUUCCGUUGGCUCAAUUUAUCAAGAAAGAGACAGAACCAGUUUUGAUGUACGAUCCGCUACCGCCUUUGGACUCGAUCAAUAUCUACAAGAGGCCAACGAUCAGCCCAACUGCUCGUACGAUGAUCAACGCUUCGCCAUUUUCGAUGUUCUUUCAAUCACUUCUGCCCAGCUUUAGUCUGCAACAACAGCAACAGCAGCAACCCGGUCAGGUUGCAAAUCGUAACCGGGAGGCAAUGGAAGGACCAGCAGUUGCUGGAGCAGCAGCUGGUGACGGAGCGAUUGCCGGACUGCAGGCGUACACAAACUCGCUAAAUUCGAUAGUGGAUGCCAUGCGAGACUUUUUGUCGGACAUUCGGGUGUUGGAGCGGCCCAACGAUGCUGAUGUCGAUGACGACGGGAGCACCGAUGAAGACGAGCAGAAUAACUAUCUAACGUAAGCAGAAAUGAAAAGAACUUUAGAAGGCUUUCUUGUCCCUGGUAAGUGAUAGUGAUUUUUUUUUAUUUUUCUACAACAUUUUUGAUCCAGGAUUACGACAAAAUUAUUCGUAAAUGUGAUUACUAAAUUAUCGUCAUUCAACACAAGAAGUAAUCGAGUCUUUAGAAGAUAAAUAGUUUAAAUACUUUGCUCACUUUUUUGAUAAAAUCGUAUUGUUUGUGUACUGUUGUCUACAACUAAAUAUAUCACUGUUGAGUUUGAAUGUAUACACCAUACUUUUAGCCUCAUUAUUAAUCCUUCAUUUUGAAGGCACAUUUAAUCAGUGUCAGCAAUGUUAAUCGAAGCUUCGCGCAAAAUUAUCAAUAUUGUUGCAAGUUCAAGCAAGUGUGUAAUUUCCAUCACAAAAGCUAUACGGUGGUGCUUUCGGAAAUGCACUCCGAGUCAUUCCAGGAGGGUUUGCUGCCCUUUUGAUCGUUUCGUUCUAUCUGCCAUUCUCGCUCUCAUUCCGGUUCGGUUCGGAGUAGCAUUUGCGAAAACAUACAAAAUAAAGCGAAGAUAAACGGUUUUUGACAUCCACUUAAUGCACAUAUAAAACAAUAAAUACAUUUUCAAAUAAUUGCGUCUAUUGUCAUCAACGUGAAAUACAUGCCGUAAAACAGAAGUUUUAAAGUUAGUGUCCUGCUUCCAAUCAGGAAACUGGUUGGAAUCAAGAUUACAUAUUUAUCAAAAGACAAAAUCAAAUCAAUUGACUAUAUAUUUCAUAUACGUUACGCUAGUUGGAGCACGUUGCAAUCAGCAAAAAUAUGAGUAAAAAGUUGCUAGUAUUUUAUUGAACUCUAUUUAUCACUAUUCGUUCCGACAUAAAGAAAACAAAUUGUAUUUACUGAUACAAAUUAACCCAGAUGAUAUAAUCUUGAUAAAGUAUGCUUAACGAUGGUUUGGCACAUCGGAAUGUAAUGAAUAAACUCUAUCAAUGCGUAUAAAAGAUCACCUACGUA